Blepharisma stoltei is the source of this 396-nucleotide messenger RNA. The record is from the annotation of a GenBank genome assembly. NCBI's taxonomy places the organism in Eukaryota, Ciliophora, Heterotrichea, Heterotrichida, Blepharismidae.
AUGAUUUGAAUCCCUUACUGUUACCAAUUGGCUUCACUAUUCUCCCACAAUACUUUUUGACCUCUCCAUUACAAAUGUUUGCUUAAUCCAAACAUUGGCCAAGGAUAAAUUUCUGCUCAAGAGAAUAGAAAAUUCGAACGACACCAUAUUUUGAUUAUGUUUAACCCAGUAAAAUUUCUUGAUUUAUCUGAAAAUUUCUUAUCAUAUAAAUAUCAUCAAUCAAUAAAUUGGGAUCUGACAUAUGAGAGUAUUUUUUGCCUUGGCAUUAUUCAAUUUUUGACAGCUUGCCAAUCAUUUCAUCAAUGUUACAAUUUAAAAGCCUUGCAAAUUUGCUUAAGUAAAACUAAAUCUUUGAUUCAAGCACUUGGUAUUAAAUGCCAUUCACAGUGGUUAUAA